Messenger RNA from Phragmites australis (common reed), 1427 nucleotides. Its product is annotated as U-box domain-containing protein 21-like. The record is from RefSeq and is a predicted model, not a curated record. Gene Ontology annotation, molecular function: ubiquitin protein ligase activity. Lineage: Eukaryota; Viridiplantae; Streptophyta; Magnoliopsida; Poales; Poaceae. Bases 55 to 1386 code for a protein of 443 amino acids. Gene Ontology annotation, biological process: protein ubiquitination. The transcript has a single exon.
AACAACUCGGACACCUCCUCAACGAACGACCUCUCUCCGUCUCCAACUUGAUCCAUGUCGUUGCUGCUGUCGAGGCGGGCGGCCGCGAAGGAGGAUGCGCCGGACGUCCCGCCGGAGUUCCGGUGCCCGAUCACGCUGGACAUGAUGCGUGACCCCGUCGUCGGGGCAACAGGCAUCACCUAUGACCGCGCGGCCAUCGAGGCCUGGCUGCUUGUGCGCUGCACGUGCCCCGUCUCCCACGGCGAGCUCCGCGCUGAUGACCUCAUCAGCAACCACACCCUCCGACGUCUCAUCCAGGCUUGGUGCACCGCCAACCGCUCCCGCGGCGUCGAGCGGGUCCCCACGCCACGGGCAAACGCCACGCCUGCGCAUGCUGCGGACGCCGUCGCAGAGGUCGAGAGCGCCGCGAGCGCUGGCAACGCGGAGCGGUGUGCAACGGCUGCGCGCGCGGUCAGGCGCCUCGCCAAGGAGGCCGGCCGCACCCGUCGGUGCCUCGCGUCGGCCGGGGCCGCGCGAGCGCUCGCCAAGGCAUUCACAUCCUUUUCGGACGCCGCCGCCGCCAGCAACGUCCUCGAGGACGUCCUGGCGGCGCUGGUGCUCGUGAUGCCGAUGGACGAGGAGGCCAUCGCGGUUGUCGGCUCGUCGAGCGCGUCCGUGGCGUGGCUCAUCACUGCAGCCGCGAACGGUGACCCACGGAGGAGGCUGCAAGCGGUGGUCGUGCUCAGAGAGAUCGUCACAUGCGCAUGCAACGGUGGCGGCGCGGGCGUCAUCGAUCUGAGCGCGAACGUCGUGGCCGUCGUGGAGGUGGUGGUCAGGACGAUCAGGGGCUCCAUGUGCCCACAGGCUACUAAGGCGUGCCUGGUCGCCGCCUACCACCUCGCGCGCGCCGACGACGGCACCGCGACGCUCCUCGUGGCGGCAGGGCUCGUGUCGGUGCUCAUCGAGCUCCUGGUCGACGCCAACCGGAGCACAGCAGAAACAGCACUUGCUGCGCUCGACGCGGCGCUGGCAUCCAGCGACGGCAGGGCGCGAGUCAGGGCCGACGCGCUCGCCGUGCCAGUGCUCGUCAAGAAGAUGUUCCGCGUGUCCGACACGGCCACCGAGCUCGUUGUGUCAUCAUUGUGGCGCAUCUGCAGGAAAUGCCUUGACGACGACGAGGAUGGGACAACAGCGGCAGCGAGGCGGCUCCCCGUCCUCGAGGCGCUGCAGGUUGGCGCGUUGCAGAAGCUGGUGUUGCUCCUGCAGGUCGGGUGCAGGGAGGAAACGAAGGAGAAGGCCACUGAGCUGCUGAGGUUGAUGGUCAGGUAUCAGGCCAGAGGGGAGUGCAUUGACACCAUGGAUUUCAGAGGGCUCAAGAGGAGAGACAAUGCAAUUUUGAUUAGAUAGUUUUUUAAUAUAAGCAUAAGAAAAAGGUUUUAUUUGGACAC